Procambarus clarkii (red swamp crayfish) is the source of this 8050-nucleotide messenger RNA. RefSeq names its product cadherin 89D (gene Cad89D). Gene Ontology annotation, cellular component: adherens junction; plasma membrane; catenin complex. Gene Ontology annotation, biological process: adherens junction organization; multicellular organism development; homophilic cell-cell adhesion. Lineage: Eukaryota; Metazoa; Arthropoda; Malacostraca; Decapoda; Cambaridae. The record is from RefSeq and is a predicted model, not a curated record. Gene Ontology annotation, molecular function: calcium ion binding; cadherin binding.
GUGAGUUCGCGCGCGUGAGGCCUGAGUGCACGCGUCUCUCUUGUGUCUUCACUCUUGCACUCUGGGCUGUGUUCACUCCUAGAUACUGUUUUGUGUUCACUCUCGCAUCCUGGACUGUGUUACCUGCUGUUUCCUGAACUGUUAAAAUGUGUACAAUUUAUAGUAGUUGUGUGUUGUAUAUGUUACUAUAGUUUAUAACUGAUAAUCUGAAAGUUAACUGUCUUCUGCAACAAGCUUUUAUUGACAGUGUUGCAUACAGGACAUGGAGACAAGCUUUAUAGACAGCUAAGGACAGUGCAGGCAUUGCAAUGUCAACCAGGAUAUUUGCAACUAUCAUUUGAGCAAUGUUUCUCAAGUCAGAUGUCUGUCAGAGCCGGACUCUAGCUCUUGGGUGCUGAAAAUUUAAUUGAAUAUUGUCUCCAAUGGUAACUUCAAUACACGUUUUGUACAAGAGAUACAACAUCGUAGCUGAUUUACAGAUACUAAAGGAUCAUCUGUUGUGAUGGCCCGACUCGACACCAGGGCGGCGCUGCUGCUGCUGGGACUGCUGCUCGUCCAAUCAGGGAGGAGCUGUGAGUGGGGUGCGGGGGAGGAGGUGCGGCGCUUCGUCAGGGUGAGGGAGGACGCCCCCCUCGGCCACACCCUCAUCACCUUCAACGUCACCCACCCUCACCUGCUCACCCUUCAGCCGCUCUCUCAGGAGACAGCUGGAAUGUUCCAGGUGGCGCAGGCGGAGGAAGGCGCGGAGGCGGCGGCGGGGGGCGUGGGGAGGCUGGUGGUGGGCGCCCCACUUCACGCCCUCAUGCUGGGACCUUCGCCUGUCGUCAAGCUGGUUGUCACCUGCGGGUCGAACCAGGUGUCGGUUCAGGUUACGGUGUACGUUGAAGACGUCAAUGAUCACGCCCCAGCCUUCGUGGCCAAGAACAUCACAGUUACCGUUGAUGAACUCACGCCUGUCGGGUUGACAAUUCUCCCCGAGAUCAGAGUGACAGACGAGGACAAGCCCAACACCGCCAACUCGGAGGUGGAACUCGAGCUUCAGGGAGGCAAUGACGGUCACUACUUCACAAUGGCUGACAGAAAACGGGGGACCAUCACUCUGGCCAAACCUCUGGAUUAUGAUGCUGGCCCAAACAAAUUCUUCCUGGAAGUCCUGGCAAAGGACAUGGGCAAACCGUCUCUCAGUUCCACGAGCACGGUAACUGUGGUGGUGGUGGACGCUGACGACCUCCCGCCAGUUUUCUCUCACAACCUCUAUUCAGCCCGAGUGACAGAGGUCCCUGGACCUGAGAGAGGCUUAGAUAUCCGUGAAGAGGUGGAGGUCUCACCUGGGCCGCUGAGAGCCCGAGAUGGGGACGCUGGGAAGAACGUCACCCUGCGCUACUCUCUUGUGGAGUCCCCAGCUGGCGAGUACUUCACCCUUGACCCAGACACUGCCAAGCUCUUCCUCACCAGACACCUUGAUCGUGAGAAGCUUCUUGACAACACUUUGACGUUGCAUGUCAGAGCCGAACAGGUGGAUGACCCUAGACGUGUGGGAUCGGCAGUGUUGGAGGUGGUGGUGGAAGACCUCAAUGAUAACCUUCCGGAGUUUGUCCAUGAUGUGUAUUCCAUCUCCAUCAUGGAGAACUUGCCUUCUGGCUUUAGUGUUGUUCAAGUCUCCGCAUUAGAUCCUGAUGAGGGUAUAAAUGGAGCUUUCACCUACCGUGUGGUUGGUGGAGACGGAGCUCUGGCAGUCAACCCACACUCUGGCUGGCUAACAGUGGCUGAUCACAACUUGCUUGACCGCGAAGACUCUCCCGUCAUUAACCUUCAAGUGUGUGCUCACCAGGUCUCACCUCUCGUCAAUCCUCUCUCCAAAGAAAUCAAUGCUCGGCCAUCAUCAUCAGGUGACAGCAUGGAAAACAGGAAAAUGAAAUUUCAAGAUAAUAGUACAAAUACAAGAACUGGAGAAUUUAUAAUGCAUGAUUGGCAUAAUGCAACCACUGAAACAUCAUCAAAAGAGACUUUGGCACUAUUGGAAGAAAAGCAAAAACAAACUACUCGAGCUGUAGUACCACGUGUGAGGAGUGUGGAGCAGACAGCAAGUAAACCUGCGCCUGAAACUCGCUCUCCUAUUGAACCUCAACACAGCAGACAUGGAAGGCAGAGUUUGCUUGCCGAUUCAGAAGAGAAAAUCCAAGAAAUAGGUGAGCAAGACUUGGCAGAUGAUUCUGAUUCCCUCGAUGUAACAAAAGCACCGGAAAUGCAAAUCCAGCAGCAAGGACAUCCAGGGAGAAAGAAACAAAUUUCAAGCGCAGAAAAUAAAUUUAUGGAAAGAAAUAGUCCUGGGAUACAAGAUAGCUUAGUGCCCCCUUCAGCACCUCCAGCUUCUUCGCCAGCACCUUCGCCAAAAGUCUCUAAAACAAAUGAUACUGACAACAAAGCAAUUUUGCAAAAAAUUAGACAAGUAAUUAUACAUCGCAGAAAAAUUGUCAACAAUCGCUCAGUAAGAGAGACUCCAAAUCCCUCACGGUGGAACAGAUCAACAAACCUUACUGGAAAAGUUGAAGCAGUAAAUGAUGGAUCUGGAGCAGAUGGUUCACUUCUUAAACUUGAAUCUUCAUGUGCUAAAAUUGAGCUAACAUUGCUAGAUGCAAAUGACAACAAUCCAGUCUUCCUUCCCACCAACCAAUACCAAUUUUCCAUCACAGAGGAUGCACAGGAAGGGCACAUCAUAGGAUCAGUUCUAGCAGAAGACAUGGAUCAGGGAGGCAAUGGCAAGGUCACAUACAAGAUUCAAUCUCGUGGAAAUACCACAAGAGGCACCUUGAGGAACGCUCUCAUCGUGGAUAAGAACACAGGUGUUCUAACGCUGGCCUCUAAGCUGUCUCCUGGCCAGGUCACAGUCUUCAUUGAGGCUUCAGAUAUGCCUUCUAACCCAUCCGAGACAAGGACCACAUUGGCUAUUGUAACUAUUGACGUGAUGGCGACUCACUCUUGGGAGCCGAGGUUUGUGGGGGCACCAUUUGAGCUCUGGGUAGGUGGGGAUGCCCCAGUGGGUGCCAGUGUGGGCCAGGUCCAUGUAGUGGACUUGCCAGGACCUGAACUGCUCUUUGACAUGUUUCAUUCUUACCAGGAAGGAGUUCCUUUUGCAAUCGAGGAGACAUCUGGCAUUGUCUCUGUGCUGUCCCCACUGCAGCAGUACUCCCGUCCCACCUACGACUUUGAAGUGGUGGUGACAAAUGGAAGAUCAUCACUGGCUACCAACCUCACCAUUCACGUGGCACCGCCCCCUAGGCCUACCACUAGGCGGGAUACCAUCAUUCAAUUCACAAUCCAGGAAAACCUGUCUGGAGGAGUGGUUGGAGAUGUAGUGGCUGCUCUACGGUCUAUUGGAGCGAGGAUAGCUCCAGACCCACAGUUCGAGUUGGUGAGCCCCGAAGCACGGCACUACUUCGCUCUGGCCCAGGAUGCCACACUCUACACCGUGGCACCACUUGACUAUGAGAGCCACCCCAAUCACACGCUUGUGGUGGUCAGUGCCAGGACAUCUGAUAUAUUCUAUGUUCAUGUGAAGGUAGAAGAUGUAAAUGACAAUGCACCUCAGUUUAAUGCUGUGAGUUAUGAGGGAAUCAUCAAAGAGAAUGCAGUGUCUGGCACCCAAGUCAGAAUACACCCGGCAAUCCACGUAAUUGACAGAGACAGUUACCAAGGGUCUACUUACAACCUUCAGCUGCUGGGGGACUCUGCUCCUCUUUUUUCUAUUGAUUCGUCUACUGGUUACAUCACCUUCGUUGGCAAGACUUUAGACAGGGAGGUAAAGGAAGCCUAUAAUCUCCUUUUGGUGGCUCGAGAUGACGGGAAUCUCACCUCUAAUGCGAAUCUCACUAUUUCAGUUGAAGACAUCAAUGAUAAUCCCCCAAUAUUUACCCAGAGAGAGCCACUGUUCUCUGCAAGAGAGGGUGUUGAAGAAAGUGGAUCCAGAAAACUUAUUGACUCUUCCCAACUUGCGUAUAUGGCAGACUUGGAGAGAUCACUCAUACGUAUUCCCGAGUCUCUUCCAAUAGGGAAUCGAGUUACGCAGCUCAUGGCAACAGAUGAGGAUGAGAAGCUAUUUGCAGAAAUUCGCUAUUCAAUUGUGUCUGAAAAGUCAUUUAGUUUCUCAGACGGGGAAAAUUCUCCUCCAGUGCUCCAGGAAACAAACAGGUUUGCCAUCGAUGCCAAAACAGGUGUGGUUACAGUUGCCGGAAUCCUGGAAGGUGAUCACUUUUACUUGAUAAACGUCUCUGCUACAGACGGUGGAGGCUUAUCAUCCUACAGUUCAGUAUCAAUUGCUGUAUUUGAUGUCAAUGAUCAUUCGCCUCGUUUUGAGCGUCCUGUCUACAACUUUGAGGUAGUCGAAGGCGAGUAUUUAGUAGGCGAAGUUGGGAAGGUAUUGGCUUAUGACCAAGAUAAGGGAAAUAAUGCUGAAAUUCAUUAUCAAAUAAUAUUUUAUAAGAACUCCAGCUACGACCAAGUCUUUCCCUUUAGGGUCGUUGAAACAUCUGGUACUAUCUUAGCAACUGGAUCAGUGGAUCGGGAGGAACGUGAAGUGUACGAGUUCUCUGUUGUGGCCACAGACAUGGGUGAACCUCAGCUCUCAUCCUCAGUCUUAGUUCACAUUGAUAUAAUUGAUGUCAAUGAUCAUAGUCCUGUUUUCUAUGGGUAUAAGGAAGUUAUAUAUCCACCUGAUGUAUUUGAGCAUACGUCAUUUGAACCCUCGAAUGGUAAUUUCACCCCAGUGUACAUGGCUGUGGUAUCUGAAAACACUCCCAAAAAUACAAUCAUUACAAAAAUAUUUGCCAAUGAUUCUGACGCCAGUUCUUCAGGAAACGGCAUAAUACUUUACAAGCUUGAAGGGGGAGAGGACAAGUUUGCCAUUGACUCCAAAAAUGGCAGUGUGUAUACCGUCGGCAAGCUGGACUUUGAGCGCUGGCCGGAGCACAACUUAACAGUACUUGCCCAGGACCACGGGUCUCCGCCCCUUACAGCAUCUGCGUUGAUCAUGGUGGAGGUGACAGAUGUCAAGGAGGAGCUCACUACCAGGCUCUUUGAUCGCGAAGAAUACCGGGUGACUGUAACAGAGAACAACAACACGCCAUUGCUACUGGUUGACCUUAACGUGAGUAACUCAUAUACAGGACAUCUCCUCAACUUUCAACUGGUCAACCCAGAGAUGACGGGCACAAUAGCUGUCGAUUCUCACUCUGGAGAGGUAUACCUCAUUGCCAGCCUUGACCGAGAGACCAAGGACACCUAUCACUUCAAAGUACGAGCAGUCGUGCCUGACAGAGGUCGAGCGUUGGAUCAUUACUACCAACAAGCAAGAGGUGUGGACUUUCUGGAGUACACAGUCACCUCAUCGUCCACCACAGUUUCACGGGCAGGUGAUCCCCUGUCGUUCAUGGGUGUUGAGGACACUUUAGGCCAACUGACUAAUGCUUCAAAGCAGAUACGACGAGACUCGGUGACACUACUAAAUGUGCCAGCAGAAGUGGAGCCUCUGGAAACUUUCUCAAGAUCAAGAACAAGGUUGAAGAACCAUCGAAGGACCAGGAACACACAUUUCCACCACCUUCCUCGACACAUUUCAAAGAGAAGCAGCAACAACUCCCCAAGUGUCCUAAUGGAUGGGGCUGGGGAGUUAGGGUUGGAAGAGGUGUGGAUAACUCUUAUAGUUGAGGAUCAGAACGAUAACUCUCCAAUGUUCCUGCCUCAAGGGCGACCCAUCGUGGCAGCGGUUCCAACCUCUGCUGCCUACGGGCACUUUGUCACUCGUAUCAUUGCUGGUGAUCCAGACCUUGGUGAAAAUGGAGAGGUGCGAUAUGAGAUUCUUCCUGGAGAGGGAGCAAAAGACGCCGCCAAGCGGUUUACCGUUGAUCCCGCCUCUGGACAGGUAGUGGUGGUGGGAUCACUGGACAAUGACUCUGGGAAGAUGUUUGGGUUUGAUGUGAGGGCUACUGAUAAAGUGGGUGCUCCUACUGGCCGGACAGCUAUAGCAAAUGUCUUUGUGUAUGUGAUCGGUGCUGGGGGUCACCUGGUACUGGAGGUGGGAGCCACACCCAGAGAUGUUGAGCCACAUCUUCUUCACAUCCAGGGGAUGCUGACAAAUGUGUCUGGGUUGGAUGUAAGAGUGCAGAGAAUUGCUCCUCAUGUGGAUGGUGAUGCUGCACACACUACUGCGACAGAUGUAUAUGUGUAUGCUGUUGACCCAGCAACACAGGCCGUGGUUGAGGCUGCACAGUUACGACAGGCUCUCAGAGGAAGAAAAGGUCAGCUAAGGUCCUUACUGCCAUCUGGACUCCUGUUUAAAGGGAUGAGAUUGUCUCUGCCAUCAAAACAAGGGCAUGUGCUUCAGACUGCGGAAUUAGCCAUCCUGGUUGGAGCUGUGGUGGUGUUUUUAGCCACUAUAAUGGCCAUUGCUUGUCUCUGCUAUAAGCAGCGUAAAAGACGUCGCAAGCCUAUGCCACUACCACCAAUGAUGACUGCCAAUGGAGUGCCUGUGAUGCCUUUGGCUUACCCUGGUCCAUUUGCUGCCCCAUACACCCACAUGAGCGACCACAGCAGUGCAGACUCGACAGAAGCCCAGGAACUGACUCCAGACCAUCUGCAAUACUGCCAAGAUGUGUGCUGCUACCCCCAGGACCUAGCUCGUUAUCCUCACCCACAACAGAGAAGACGCUGUGGAGCUCAUACUCAUCACUCUGAUCAUGAGUUGCAGGGACCGUCCCACGAUGACGAUGACGACACUGUUCCAGUGUGUUCCCGCCAUGCUCCGUCCCGCAAGCGGCGCAGGAGCUCUCAUACCGGCGGGGUCCAUCCCCACGGACACGUCAGACGGUGUUCCUCGAGGAUCACUGCUUCAUUCCAAGAGGAACCCUCGAGUUCAGAUUUAGACGAGCGGGACCACGCACCUGCUCAGGUCACCAUUCCAAAACCGCCACCAUGUUGCUCUGAUGACAGGCAGCGUGCAGGCGUGAGCAAGCUCCGCGCACUGCCAGCUGUAGACUGCUCGCUGGGGUCGUCAACAAGGCCGCACUCCCCAGACAGCUUAGAGUGCCCUCCCCAUAGUCACAUCCGGAGCCACAGCCAAGCCCACAUACACACCAUUCCUCGCACUCACCUGAAGAGAGAAAAAACAGACCACGGAGGAAGAGGUGGAGGGACCAAGGCUCUUCUGGGCAGUGAUGUGACAGAGUUAUAGCCUCUAAGACAUUUAGUUUAGAAAAGACUUGGUACUUUGUAUGUCACAAUUUAUAUCAUAAUUUACCAAAUUAUUCAAGUUGCUAUAGGAGAUAUAAACAUCAGGAAUGUUAUCUUUUCAUAUCAGUUACUCCUGUAUUACUAUGCAAAUAAAAAUGUUAAAUUGUUAGUGUAUUUUUGUAGUGGUAUGGAUGUUUGAGGCGCCAGGUUAGUUACCCAUAAUACUAAUACUGUUAAUAUAGUAGUAACAGUUUAAAAUUAUGACUGCUUGAGCCCUAUUGACUUCAACAUUAAUGAUGAUCAUUCACACUGUGAUUUAUUCAUGUUACUUCCCGGUUUGGUGCCUUCUUUUGAUAAUUACCUUACCUUACCUUAUUCAUGUUACUUAGCUUGCUUUCCAUUCAUGUGAAUUAGUCUUAUCCCAGCCCAGUCUUCAAUAUUGCUACCCUGUCUCUACAUACCAGUCGAGGUAAACCUUACUUUCAUUCGGGAUCAUACCUGGAAGGUCCCAAAUGUGACUCCUCAUGGCAGGACAAAGUUUAUUGUCAUUUGAUGCCUUUAUUCACCAAGCAAAAAAUAAUUGCUUAUGAGUUAUGCAGCUAUUGUGGGUGUCAUUCUGGGCAUUGUUAAGCCUGUGGUUUCAAUAAGCUUCUCGUGUGCUAUACUCGGGAGAGCAAAUGAUUUUGAAUUCACAAAGUACAUGACUGUGGAGCAGCAAUCCACAACUUGCAUAUUAAGCUAAAAAUUAUUCACCGAUUAGGAAAGACUAACCACUUGAACGUUGACUAUAUAUGAUUUUCCAGGUGGUUCGAGCUAUAUGAAUAGG